Ectocarpus siliculosus is the source of this 1326-nucleotide messenger RNA. Lineage: Eukaryota; Phaeophyceae; Ectocarpales; Ectocarpaceae. The record is from the annotation of a GenBank genome assembly.
AUGGCAGCAGCUGCACGCAAGAAACAAAGCGGCCGCAAUAAAUCCUCCGUCGUCCUCGCCAUCGGCACUACUGCUACUGCAACAACGCCACGGGAUGAUGACACCAAGCCGCAAUCCACGACGCCGCCACGGGUUCCGACGCAAGCAGAAGAGAGAGGGGGCGGGGGACGGCAGGAGCCGAUUGCCGGAAUCUUUCCGCGCGCAGGGCCGCGACCGCUGCCGGCGGUUGUCCUGCAAAGCCUGUUCGGGUGGCUACUCAGCACAGACCUCUCGGCGCUGCGUGCCUCGAGCGUGGCCGCUUCGUCCCCCGAGACGGCGGCGGUGCUGGAGACAACUGUGGCAUCUCUGGUCAAGCACCGCUACGGCAGGGCUAACCCCACAUUGAGGGAGGAAGACACGGGGUGGAGGAGGGAUCUGGAAACCCUCAGGCACGCCGAGUUAAGCCACGUGGCUUCGUUGGUGCGCGGCCCUCAGCGCCCGGGAAAGGGGUACUACCUGUCCAAGUCAUGGGCCGGAAACCUGAGGCGUUACGUGGAGGCGCAGGCCAGGCGCCGCCGCAGCCCCUCCUUCGCGUCGAACUCCGCCGCCGGCUCCGGUGCCACCGUCGGCGGGUCGGGGGGCAAGGAGAAGCGGAGCCGCGGGCGCGAGCGUGCCGAGAGCAACCUCAUGCCUCCCUGGCAAGACGUGAACGCGGACAUCAUGUGCCAGCACAGGGGCCUCGCCCGCUCGUCCCAGGGGAAUCGGGCUAAGCGCCAGGUAGUAGACAAGCGCGUGUGGCGGGAGCUGGUUUUGUUCUUCCCGGCAGCGGUACCGUUCCGCGCGGAGAGCGUCGAGUGCUCGGAGUGCCGGGGGUUGUGCGCCAACGAGCGCAAGGCAGAGGAGGCCGUCAAGAGGCAGAGGGAGCAGGAGAUCGCGCUGCCCGUGCUUAGGGCGCUGUACGGCCGGAAGACGGGGGUGCCAUCCGCUGCCUUGUCGACGCCGCGGGGUACCCCCGGGUCCUCUGCGGGCCCCCCGUCGGCUGCCCGACCCGCAUGCCCGCUGCUGCCCGGGAUAUACCACCUUCUCCCCCGCUACUGGCUAAACGCUUGGCGUGCCUACGUGCGGGAUCCCCGGGCCCCCAGCCCGCGCACGCUGGACACCGCCCUCUUGCUGUGCGAGGGGCACGGCCUCUUGCUCGCACCCCCCCACGUGGAGGAGUUCUUGUCUGGAGAGAGGCGUGCUCUGCUGGGGGGCUUGGACCCCGACCGCAGUGGCUGCGUGUGCGAGGUGGUAACGCCGGAGGAGUGGGACGCUCUCACCCUGUGCUGGCCGGGGCUGUCGCCGUGA